Lactuca saligna is the source of this 1977-nucleotide messenger RNA. NCBI's taxonomy places the organism in Eukaryota, Viridiplantae, Streptophyta, Magnoliopsida, Asterales, Asteraceae. The record is from the annotation of a GenBank genome assembly.
AUGACGCCUUGGAGGAUACGUGCUACCAUGGACGAGAUUGACGUUGCUCGUAGAUAUGCCGGACAUCCGACGAUAUUCUCUGUCCGAUUACACCAUGGUGGACAGUUUACAAAGUUCCCUGGAAGAAAGUACAUCAAAGGCAAGCAAAAUUAUGUUGAUUUACUAGACAUUGACACCUUUUCCAUUCACGACAUUGACGAGAUGAUGGAGGAACUUGGGCAUAUUGAUUCAGACGAAACACUACUCUAUUAUCAUUUCCUGAGACCAUUUGGCGAUUUGGAUUUUGGGUUAUUUGCUUUGGGUUCAGAUCAGGAUGUUCAUCAUCUGGAGAAUGAGGAUGAUUAUGAUGGUAGUGGACACAACAAUGGCAGUGGAAAUGAUGAGUUUGAUGAUGAUAGUGAGAGUGAAGAUAAUACACAACAAGGUGACUUAGAAGUGAUCAACACAGAGGUUUUGUUGUCUGGGUCUUCAUCAGAUGAGGCAAAUGAUGGUAAGCAAAGGAAAACUAUUAGGGCCAUACAGAGGGCUUAUGAAAAUGAUGCAGCUUUGGUUAGUGAGCCCUUCUACAUUUUUCAAACUUUCAGUUCAUCUAAGGACUUUAAGACACAAGUGAAACUACAUUCCAUAAGGACAAGAAGGGAAAUACAAUUAGAGAAAAAUGAUAAGAAUAGGGUUAGGUUUGUGUGUAAAGGCACUAUACCAAAUCUUGCUAUUAAUGAAGAAGAGAAAUGCCCAUGGGUUAUAGAUUGUAGUAAGUGGAAGCGUGACAUAGAUUGGAUGGUUAAGACAUACACGAAGGAGCAUCGAUGUCUACAAACAAGGAAAGUCAAAGCAUGUGACUAUAAGUUCCUUUCAAAGCAUAUAGUACAAGUUAUUGAGACAAACCCAAAGAUUCCUAUUAGGGCUUUACGAGAGCAACUCCAACAUGAGUACCAGAUGGACAUUUCGCAUAUGAAAACUUUUAGGGCAAAGCAGCAAGCAUUAAAUCAUGUUCAAGGAGAUUAUGCCAGCCAAUACAGGUUGUUAAGGGAUUAUGUUUUAGAGGUACAAGCACGUAACCCAGAUACUACGGUUAAAAUUGAUGUUGAAAGUGAAGCGAAUCCAACUGUUGAGACAAGAACAUUCAGGCAUAUCUAUGUUUGCAUUGGAGCUUUGAAGCGAGGUUUUGCAGCGGGAAGAAGGGACUUUCUUGGACUUGAUGGAGCCUUCGUGAAAGGUCCAUAUCCAGGCCAAGUUUUGUCUGCUGUGGCAUUGGAUGGUAAUAAUGGGAUAUAUCCUUUAGAAACAUUGAAUUCUUGGACUUGGUUUUUAAGUAAUUUGGGUGAUGACUUAGGUUUGGGAACAAAUUCCAAUUUCACGUUUAUGAGUGACAGGCAAAAGGGUUUGUUGCCUGCGAUUGAAACACUAUUUCCAUGUGCAGAGCAUCGCUAUUGUCUUCGUCACAUACACGACAACAUGAAAAAGAACUGGAGGGGAAAGGUGUUCAAGGAUCUUCUUUGGGAAUGUGCCACGACCUCUAAUGUACAACACUUUCAUCAAGCAAUGGAAAAACUAAAGAAGCUUAACAAUGAUGCUUAUGAGUGGCUGAAACAAAUACCUCCUCAAAGUUGGGCUCGCUCCCACUUUACUGGGAGAGCACAUUGUGAUGCUCUAACUAAUAACCUGUGUGAAGCAUUCAACAACAAGAUAGAAGAUGGUCAUGAUGCACCAAUUAUUAACUGCAUUGAGUUCAUCAGAGAGUACAUUAUGAAGAAGAUAGUCAAAGUUGACAAGGAAAUUCAGAAAGUUGUAGGCCCUUUGACUCCUGCAGCUACAACAAUAUUGGAUAACAUAAAGAGUAAGGCAGAACAGUAUGUUGCAACAUUUUGUGGUGCUGGAAAAUAUCAAGUUGCUGGACCAUGGCAAGAUCAGUGUAUUGUGGAUGUAGGUCAACAAAGUUGCACGUGCAAAAGGUGGGAAUUAACAGGAAUUCCGUGA